Molecule: messenger RNA, 2127 nt
Organism: Rotaria sp. Silwood1
Lineage: Eukaryota; Metazoa; Rotifera; Eurotatoria; Philodinida; Philodinidae
Source: the annotation of a GenBank genome assembly
AUGGAUCCUUCGAACAAUGAAAAUGAUAAACCCAAUUCCGCAGUUAGUAGUAGAAGUCACAGUAUUAUUGUUGAUCGUCCAAUUAUAACGCAAAAAUCAUUUAAUCAAGUAUUUAUUCCGACAACAUAUGAAGAUCGAACGCCAGUUAUUUUAUUUCGACAAAUGCGUACAUAUCUACGAAAUAAAUGUGUACCUUCAAAACAAUGUGGUAAAUCGUAUAUAAAAAUACUUUUCCCGUUUCUAUCAUGGCUAAAAAUUUAUCAAAUUGGUUGGUUACCACAUGAUAUUAUUUGUGGAAUAACGAUUGCCAUCAUGCAAAUUCCACAAGGAAUGGGUUAUGCUUUAUUAGCUCGUUUACCGGCCAUUACUGGAUUGUAUGCGUCAUUUUUUCCGUCACUAAUUUAUGCUUUGUUGGGUACAUCAAGACAUUUAUCAAUGGGUGGUAUUGCAGUCACUAGUUUGAUGACAAGCAAUGUCGUCGAUCGGCUCAGUUUAAAACCGACAUUAUCAACAAUAGAUCCAAGUUUAUUGAAUGAAAGUACAAUAGAAAUAACGUCAAAUGAUGCUUCGAUUGAUCCAUCAUAUGCUAUUGCUAUUGCAACUACUUUAGCAUUUCUGGUUGGAAUUACUCAGUUACUUUUAUGUAUAUUUCAUCUUGGAUUUGUUGCUUCAUUUCUUUCCGAUUCAUUUAUUAGCAGUUAUACAACUGGUACUGCUAUACUUGUAUUUACUUCUCAACUACCACAUAUACUUGGUUUGUCGCUUAAACGGUAUGUUGGACCAUUCAAUAUUAUUUAUACAUAUAUUGAAAUAUUUACUAAUCUUAAAAAUAUCAAUCUUGUUACAUUAAUUAUAUCUAUAUGUUCAAUAGUAACUCUUGUUAUUGUUAAAGAAUAUCUUGAUCCACUUUAUAAAAAAAAAAUUAAAAAAUUAAAACUUUUUCAAACUAUACAAAUACCUAUUCCAAUCGAAUUAAUUAUUAUCAUUGUCGGUACAUUGGUUUCUUACAUGUUUGAUUUAAAUGGUCGUUAUCAAGUUAAAAUUGUUAAUACAAUUGGUCGUGGUUUUCGUAAACCACAAGGUCCGGUAUUAGUACUUAUGCCUAGUUUAAUUAAAGAUGCGAUUAUGAUUGCUAUUGUUGCAUUUGCUAUCAGCAUUUCAUUAGUAAAAACUUAUGCAAAAAAAUUUAAAUAUUUUGUUGAUUCUAAUCAAGAAUUAGCUGCUUAUGGAGCAUGUAAUAUAAUUGGCUCACUUUUUGCAUCAUAUACAAGUGCUGCUUCUUUGUCUCGUACAAGUGUUUUUGUUAAUGCUGGUGGUCGAACACAGUUGGCUAAUCUAGUCUCAUGUGCUUCUCUACUGAUUAUUAUUCUAAACAUUGGACCAUUAUUCGAAUCAUUGCCUAAAGCAUGUUUAGCAUCAAUUAUUGUUAUUGCAAUAAAAAGUUUAUUAUUACAAGCAAAAGAUAUUUAUACAAUUGGUUGUGUAACAAAACUUGAAGCAGGUGUUUGGAUUGUGACUUUUCUAAGUACUAUUAUACUUGAUGUUGAUUAUGGUCUAUUUUUGGGUAUUAUUGUAUCACUUGUUGUUGUUAUUCUUCGACAAUUUCGACCUCGUAUAACAAUUCUCGGUCAAUAUGAACGUAGCGAUGUAUAUAAAAAUGCAAAACGUUUUACAAAUGUUCAUGAAAUUCCUCAAAUAAAAAUUUAUCGUUUUGAAUCACCAAUUAUAUUUUUCAACGCAGACUAUUUCCGUGAAAGUCUUUUGGAUGCAGUUGGUAUUGAUUUAAAAACUGGUCAAAGACAAAAUAUUCAUCCUAAACAAUCACCUGAUUAUUAUUUUAAUCUUCGUAGUCUAACACAUGUUAUUAUUGAUUGUUCAUCGAUCAAUCAACUUGAUUAUAGUGGUGGAAAAAUUUUUCUGCAAACAAUAAAAGAACUAAAUGAUUGUCAAUUUAAAGUUUAUCUAUGCCAUCUAAGAUAUUAUAAUUAUGAUGUAUUGGAAAAGCUUGAAAUGAAUAAAAUAUGUUCAGUAACUGUUACGGCUACUGUUCACGAUGCUGUUCAUAACAUUCAAGAUGAAUUAAUGGAAAAUAAUGAUCAAUUACUAUUAGCCAAUGUAGAACUCUAA